UGCGGCUUAAACGAAUGCAAUUUCGUACCAAGUAUCAUUAUCCUAAAAAAAAUACUAUUCUAUGAUCAAUUUACAAUAACAGUGUAAAACUGCGUCUUUGAAGAUUUUGCUCUGCAAACCCAAAAUCUUGAUUGAAGUUCAAUGGGAGAAGAGAGAAAACAAAUUUGUGUGAACGGUGAAGAAAAUCAAGCAGAGAUUGUUAAAGAUGAAGACAAACUCGCUUUACAAUUCAUGGAUUCACUUCAUAACUAUCUAACCCUCACCGAUUCUCUCUCUUCCACACUUCGACAGGGAUGGCUGGAGUUAGCAAGUGCUAGACAUUCUAUGGGUGCUUCACGCGUUAAUAGUUCUUUAUUGGACCUCAAAUUCCAUCCGGCUGCUACAACAUUGAAGAUAACCGGAAAUGAUGUAGGUGCACAACCACAAUUCACGUUGCAGAAAUGGGUAUCCUCUGAACAUGAAAGUACUCAAUUAGAAGACAAGGAUGAGCAGCCACAAGAUAGUGAUUUGAAAGCGUCUGAUAAUGAUGAAGUUCAAAAGGAGCGACACAAGUCCUUGUCAGUUUUUGGAGUUUUAAUUUCCCCAAAGCUUCGUGCCUCCCAGCUGUCAUUUGAGAAAGCACUAGAGACGAUCGUUGAAAUAGCAAAUAUGCGAUCAUCAUUGUUACACUCUUUUCACCAACUUCAUCAAGAGGUGGAAGAUACCAAAGAAUGAAAAAGUAGCAAUUCUUCAGGCUGCAAGAGUGACAUCACAUGUGGACAAUCUGAUUACAUUAUUGGGGAAUAAGAUUGCAAGAUUUUGGUUUCAAAAUGAAAAGUUCCUCAUAGUAACACUUAUUUCAUUUUGCAUCCGUUGGAGCUUUUGAUGAGAAUAUACGUUAGGUUUGAACAAUUUUUUGUAGCACAUCAUUACAUCAAAAGGAAACAGAUUUGAAGUAUUGUUUCUGUUGUCAAUUAUUCUCUUAGGUUUGCAGUUUCA
Molecule: messenger RNA, 978 nt
Organism: Vicia villosa (hairy vetch)
Lineage: Eukaryota; Viridiplantae; Streptophyta; Magnoliopsida; Fabales; Fabaceae
Exons: 7
Coding region: 142-714 (190 amino acids)
Biological process (GO): vacuolar proton-transporting V-type ATPase complex assembly
Cellular component (GO): extrinsic component of endoplasmic reticulum membrane
Source: RefSeq, a predicted model, not a curated record